AUGGCACCAGACUCCCCGCGCUCUUCUCCUGCUACGACCAUGGACUAUGCCACACGACCAAAUGACCACUUGACACCGGGGCAGGCCAUCUCAGAAGCAUGGAAACGGGAGUCUCCAGAGAGCCAAGCACAGUGGCGGCUCGCCGACGCGCGUGCGCGGCAGCAGUACCUCGCGCCGCCGCGGUGGAUUCAGAGUCCGGGCAAGAAGGCAAAUGGCGCGAAGAUGUAA
Molecule: messenger RNA, 228 nt
Organism: Laetiporus sulphureus 93-53
Lineage: Eukaryota; Fungi; Basidiomycota; Agaricomycetes; Polyporales; Laetiporaceae
Exons: 1
Coding region: 1-228 (75 amino acids)
Source: RefSeq, a predicted model, not a curated record